Molecule: messenger RNA, 743 nt
Organism: Myxocyprinus asiaticus (Chinese sucker)
Lineage: Eukaryota; Metazoa; Chordata; Actinopteri; Cypriniformes; Catostomidae
Product: liver-expressed antimicrobial peptide 2-like
Exons: 3
Coding region: 16-369 (117 amino acids)
Biological process (GO): antimicrobial humoral immune response mediated by antimicrobial peptide; defense response to bacterium
Source: RefSeq, a predicted model, not a curated record
CGUCUCUGUUGAUCGAUGACCUAUGAUCCUCUUUAUCACCUGAUAAUCAGUUCAAAUAUAAACAGCGUCCACCUCAUCGACUCUCCCACUGCGAGACGCUCUGAAACCCUCGCCAACAUGCUUACAACCAACCACAGGCUGAUUGUCUUGACCCUGCUGGUGUCUCUACUGUUUGCCAUACAGGUCCAGUCUGCACCAGUAGAUAGUGACUGGGCAACCGGGCUGAUCCAUCGUGCCAAGCGCUCGUUACUAUGGCGAUGGAACACUCUGAAACCUGUGGGUUCUGGAUGUAGAGAUCACUUUGAGUGCGGAACCAACUACUGCAGGAAACAUACGUGCUCCUUCAAGAACCAACACGCUUACGACUGAGACGCCGUUCUGGAAAACGGCUACAAUUCUCUCUCAAACAUCUGGACCUUCACACAUCUGACAAACAUCAUGAAGACUUUACAACCUACAAGAAGAAAUGCCCUGGUGGUGAUAUUUCAUCACACAUAAAAAAAAUUCGCCCUAUUGAUUGUGGGAUGAAAUGUGUCACAUAGACCAUCUGAUUUCUCAGGAACAUGUCUACAAAAACUCCAGUUUUAUCAUUUUCAAUGACUACCAUUAACACAAGUUGCUCAGAAGUGAAAAAUAUGAACUUUGCAUCCAUAGUUUCUGGUUUAAAUUCACUGAGAUGUUUGAUGUGAUAAAAUACAAACAUAAAUGGCAAAUUAAUCUGUAUUAAAUUGAUUUCAUUAUCA